Messenger RNA from Caenorhabditis sp. 36 PRJEB53466, 2172 nucleotides. The record is from the annotation of a GenBank genome assembly. Lineage: Eukaryota; Metazoa; Nematoda; Chromadorea; Rhabditida; Rhabditidae.
AUGGGCGCCUCUGGAAUGGGAGUCGAUGCCAACGGAAAGCCGAUCAAAAGACAGGCGCCGGCCACGAAUAUUAACAAAAAGCCGGGAAACAACCAGAACCAAAAGAAAGGAAAUAAUAAUGUGAGUUUUGAGGCAUCAGUUCUCCGAUAAUCUCGAUUGUUUUUUCGUUUCAGAGCAAGAACAACCGUAACCAGCAUCGCGGCGGCGGAAAUCAGAACCAGCACCGUCCGCAGGGCCAUCAGCAGAAGCAGCAGAUGGUGCCGCCCCCGCUCAUUCCGCCGUUCGCGCCGAUUGGCCCCGGAGCAUUCAUGGGCGGACCGCCGGGAACCAACUUCAACUUUUUCAACGGUCGUCGUAGCGGCGGUGGAAAGGUAUACAAAGUCAGCGAUUGGCUAACAGUCCUUCCGAAUCGACACGAUUUUUCCUCAUUUUCAAAGAGUAUUACCUUACUUACACGCGAACCACCCAUGCGAGCCAGAUCAUUGAAAAUUCCAAAAUGUUUUCUGGUCAGCUCCACUUUGUUGGUUUUCGAAAGUUCACUUUUCCUGCGGUUUCUGGAUGCCGCUGUCGAAUGUCGUAUCAGUUGAGCUUUCUACAAAAGCACAAAAGUCACUUUUCUCUCCAGUUUUAGCCCUUCCCACGUGUCGGACACAUGACUGGCUCGCCGCGUGGAUUUAUGCGUUGUAAAAUCUCGAACGUUCUUUUAUACCAUUCUUCAGGCAUUUUUCGUUAUUUGCUUUUGAAGAGCAACGUCAUUGGCGAUACCUAUCCGAAAGGCUUGUGAGGAAAUGACUCUUUCCGAUUGUUGUGUGAUCGAGAAGACAUUUAUUUUCUGACUUUUUCAUUGGCACAACGUCUUCUCGAUCACAUGUACAACACAAAGCGCAAAAGAACCGAAGUCGUUGGGAAUUACAGAUACAAAACCAAUUUUAAACAAUUUGAAAGUUCAGUUUUCUGAUUAAUCCAUUUGGAACGGUACGGGAUUCCGAGCAUUUUCGGCCGUUUACGGUUUCUCGAUUGUUGUACGGAUUUUGCGCUGUUCCUCAUUGUCUUACAGAUGAUUUAUCACUUUCCAGUAUCGGUUUAUAUCGGAAAUGCUAUUUCGAGAUGUCUUUUUCCCCAUUAAUCUUGUCAAAGCCCUGAAAAACGCAGGCAUAUUGCAAAACAUGUUUUUUUUUCUCAAAAUUGUAAUAGUCAGUCAUUUGUGACUGCGUUAGUGUCUUCUUUGUCGAAGGCAUCGCUACGAUCCUUCUCCUGAAAAGGACUUCUUCCCACCCAUCGCGUGUGCGUGUCUAAAGAAACAAGAAAGAAGUUUGCAGAACAACGGCAAUAGAAACGGAGCGCCGCAGCAAGGUCUAGUUCUGUUUUCCAACGAAACGAGUGCGUUCGUCGCCUCGCUUUUAUCCUUUUUUGAGUUCAAAUACUGUUUUAAAACACGAGUUUUGUAUCGAAAUUCUCACGAAUGUUGGUUGAAAGGGACACUCGCGGCUUGGCCUAAUGCUCCGACUCCAUAAAAUGGCUGUCAAAUGACCCUCUUGACCCCACGGACCGUUUUCUUUUUCGUCUGUCGGCCCUUGUGAGGUGUCCCUGAAACAACUUCCAAUACUUGUUUUGUCUGAAAAUUUCCGGAACAAAAUGUUUUCUAGAUCAACUAGGUUUAGCCCACCUUCCUGCCGGUCCCCCUCGUACGUGUUCUUCAACAUUUUCUCUUCAGGAUACAAUGGACCGUCGGCGCACAAUGUGGGACAAGGAUCCAUCGGAAAUAGCCUGAAUGUAAGUGUUGGGACUGAUUCAGAACUUUGAAAACAAAGAAAUUCAGAUGCACGGACCCGGAAUACCCGACCAGUCGGCGAUGGAAGUGCCCGGAUUCGGCAAGAACAGCAACAUUCACGAGCUGUUUGGCAAGAUGAUAUGGAGAAAAAUGGAGCAGAUUCAGGACCCGGCGGUGGUCGAUCAACUCCAGAACCGCAUCAUGAACCUCAUCCACGAUGUGCUCGCUGGACAGAACGAGCAGCAACAGGCUCAGCAACGUGAGUAGCGAAUAUUUGAGGCGUCUUCUAAGUCUAUUUUGCAGAAGGAUUCAAUCAGCAGCGAGGAAUGCCGUUCGGAGCGCCGACCAACCAGAAGGGACCCGCGUUCGCCAACAACACCGCCGGAUUCCAACGAUUCUGA